Messenger RNA from Chironomus riparius, 1245 nucleotides. The record is from the annotation of a GenBank genome assembly. NCBI's taxonomy places the organism in Eukaryota, Metazoa, Arthropoda, Insecta, Diptera, Chironomidae.
AUGGAAGCAUAUCAUUGGGGCAAGACAAUAUCGCCAUGGCUUAAUCAAGAACUCUUCGACAAAGCCAUUCAAAGCUAUGAAGCUGAUUCACAUGCAAAAGUCAUAAAUUUUGAGAUCAAAGCAGCUACGCAACCUGGUGAAAAUUUCGCAAGUGCCGUGUAUCGAGCCACAAUUAAGUUCACAUCAAAAUAUCAAAAGGAUGUUAAGGAAAUGUCAGUAAUCAUUAAGACACAGCCAGCAUGUAUGGAUCAACCGGAUAUGGAGAUUCUGUUGGAUACGACCUUAUAUGAUACAGAAAUUGCUGCUUAUACCGAGGUGUUGGUAAAGGUUCAAGAGUUGGUGGAUGCUGCUGGUUACGAUGAUGUUAUAAGUCCAAAGCUGAUUUACUACACACUGACCCCAAGACCAGUCAUAAUGCUUGAAGAUGUCAAAGCAAAUGGCUUCGACACCAUGAUUCCAAAACUACAUGAAGAUUUUGAGGUUUCGAAGAUGAUUUUGAGACGAUUAGCAAAGUUUCAUGCUGCUGGGUUUUACUUACAGGACGAAAAGAAAAUCAACGCAUCAGCCUUCGACACAUGCAUCUUUAAAUUCGGCAAAAAUUCAGAGAAAUUGUUUAGUGAAGGAUAUGAAGCUCUUCUUAAUUGCAUGACUGAAUGGGAUGGUUUUGAGCAAUAUUUGGAACCAAUUAAACAUUUCAAAGACAUUAUUUUGGAAAAAUCUUUGAAAACCUAUUCACCAAGUUCUGAUACAGGAGCUAUAAAUGUUUUGAAUCACGGAGACUUCCAUUUUAAGAAUAUGCUGUACAAAAUGGUCGAGGAGGGUGGAAAGGUGGAGGAUUUUAUGAUGCUUGACUUUCAAAUCUGCGUCUAUGCAUCUCCAGCUGUUGACCUAACCUAUGCUCUUUACAAUUUUGUCUCAGACGAGAAUCGACUAACUCGCUACGAUGAACUGCUUUUCACAUAUCACGAACAAUUUGUUGAAGCUCUCAAAAAGUUUGGCUACCUCAAACAGCCACCAUCAUUGCUGGAUCUUCAAGUGGAAAUGCUCAAAAAUGGCCAUUUCCAUGCUCACUUUGGGAUGUUAAUGUAUCCGUUUUUGAUCUUCGAUUUGAGCACUUUAAAGCCUGAGGAUAUAGCGGGAGGCAUGAAGAACUUAAAAUCUAAAAUGUUUGAAAACGAAAGAUUUAAGGAAGUUAUUAAAAAGGAAUUGGAAAGGUAUUUGCAUAAAGGAUUCUUGGAUGGAUAA